CACAAACCCGGAAGAAAGAAAUAAUGUCCGUCGUCGUCCACUAGCUCAAGUCAGUUUGAGGUCGAGUGGAAGUUAACCAUGGCGAUGACAAGUCAGACGUCCUGCUCCUCGAUGAGCAACCACACUAAGGAAAGGGUCACCAUGGCCAAAGUGACGCUGGAGAAUUUUUAUAGCAACCUGAUAUCACAGCAUGAGGAAAGGGAAAUGAGGCAGCAAAAAUUGGAGAAGGUCAUGGAUCAAGAGGGACUAGGUGAUGAAGAGAAGUGUCUCCGGCGGUCUGAGCAUGCUAGGAAAGAGACUGAGUUUCUUCGUCUCAAGCGAACACGGCUUGGAUUAGAGGACUUUGAGUCACUCAAAGUGAUUGGCCGAGGAGCUUUCGGAGAGGUACGGUUAGUUCAGAAGAAGGACACCGGACACGUUUAUGCUAUGAAAAUCUUGCGUAAGGCUGAUAUGCUUGAGAAAGAACAGGUUGGCCAUAUUCGAGCAGAAAGGGACAUCCUUGUAGAGGCAGACAGUCUGUGGGUGGUGAAGAUGUUCUACAGCUUUCAGGAUAAGAUGAACCUCUACCUCAUCAUGGAGUUUCUGCCUGGAGGUGAUAUGAUGACUCUACUGAUGAAGAAAGACACUUUAACUGAGGAGGCCACACAGUUUUAUAUUGCUGAGACUGUGCUGGCUAUUGACUCCAUUCACCAGAUGAGCUUCAUCCACAGAGACAUCAAACCAGACAAUCUCCUGCUGGACUCAAGGGGCCACGUGAAGUUGUCUGAUUUUGGCCUAUGCACUGGUCUGAAGAAAGCUCACCGCACAGAGUUCUACAGAAACCUUAAUCACAGCCUUCCCAGCGACUUCACGUUCCAGAACAUGAACUCGAAGAGGAAAGCAGAAACAUGGAAACGAAACAGGAGACAGUUGGCCUUCUCCACUGUUGGAACCCCUGACUACAUCGCUCCAGAAGUGUUUAUGCAAAAUGGGUAUAACAAGCUUUGUGAUUGGUGGAGUUUGGGCGUCAUUAUGUAUGAAAUGCUGAUAGGUUACCCUCCAUUUUGCUCUGAGACUCCUCAGGAAACUUACAGGAAAGUGAUGAACUGGCAGGAAACUUUGACAUUUCCACCUGAGGUCCCAAUUUCAGAAAAGGCCAAGGAUCUGAUCCUCAGGUUCUGCUGUGAGAGUGAGCACAGGAUUGGAGCCACUGGAGUGGAGGAGAUCAAAACUAACCCUUUCUUUGAGGGAGUGGACUAUGACCAUAUCAGGGAGAGACCAGCGGCUAUUCCGAUUGAGAUCAAAAGUAUUGACGACACCUCCAACUUUGACGAGUUUCCUGAUUCAGACAUCCUCCAGCCUUCAGUCACUCCUGUGUCCAACCACACUGAGGCAGAUCUGAAGAGUAAAGACUGGGUGUUCAUCAACUACACCUACAAGCGCUUUGAGGGGCUGACCGCACGGGGAGGCAUCCCAUCGUACAUGAAAACUGGGAAGAGAUAGGCUUCAAUAGGACUUGAUAACUUGCUGCACUCUUUCAAUGGUUGUUUUUCCAAAAGGAGAUAUUCUCCAUUGCUCCUCCUCGCAUCUGAAGGAUCCUACAUCAUCCGUUUCCUGUUUUGACUCACCCAUUUAUGGAUGUGGACUUCACCCACACUCAAUCCAUAGAAAGACACGGUCAAAGUUUUAUCUAAGGGCUUCUUUUCCUUUUAACACUUUU
Molecule: messenger RNA, 1699 nt
Organism: Sinocyclocheilus grahami
Lineage: Eukaryota; Metazoa; Chordata; Actinopteri; Cypriniformes; Cyprinidae
Gene: stk38a
Product: serine/threonine kinase 38a
Exons: 14
Coding region: 79-1482 (467 amino acids)
Biological process (GO): protein phosphorylation
Molecular function (GO): ATP binding; protein serine/threonine kinase activity
Source: RefSeq, a predicted model, not a curated record